Molecule: messenger RNA, 516 nt
Organism: Coffea eugenioides
Lineage: Eukaryota; Viridiplantae; Streptophyta; Magnoliopsida; Gentianales; Rubiaceae
Exons: 1
Coding region: 1-516 (171 amino acids)
Molecular function (GO): RNA-DNA hybrid ribonuclease activity; nucleic acid binding
Source: RefSeq, a predicted model, not a curated record
AUGGUGGCGCCCGGUGCAAGCGGUUGUGAAGUUAAACUCAGAUGGUUGUUCAAGGGGCAAUCCUGGGAGAGUGGAGGGGGAGGUUUGUUUAGGGAUAGCGAUGGGAGGGUCCUGGUGGCAUUCUCCUGUUACUUUGGGGAGAUGACCAGCUUACAAGCAGAGGUGAAAGCGUUGCUUCAUGGGGUACGGUUAGGUGUCGCACGAGGACUAGCCAAUUUUCAUGUGGAGUCUGACUCGUUAGUUCUUAUCCAGAUGUUGCAGGGGAGAGCCAAGUGGCCGUGGGUGGUGCAGAGGGAGUUACAAGAAUUGGCGGGUUAUAGUCAUCUCUACACCGAGAUAUCACAUUGCUUUUUAGAAGCGAAUAAACCAGCGGAUAGGCUUGCUAAGCUUGGGGCGGAUUUUGGGGAGUCAGUAGUGUAUGACUCCGUCCUUGACCUUCCCCGUAUGGUUAGAGGAGAUGUUACGUUGGAUAGGUGGGCUAGUCCUAGUUUCCGUAGGGGUAGAAUUAAAGGGUAG